UAGAGCCGAUCUUUGACCUCGUUUCCUGUUUCGUUCCCGCGAGACCCGGGAGGGGGAACGGAAUGUUUUCAGCAUGGAUGCUGUGGAGGAGUUAGAAGUCGACGUUGAGGGGGACGCGACGACGGGCGUUGGAGAAGCGCAGCCGGGAAGCUAUGAAAAACCAUCAUCCAGCUUACUCCAAGAUCAUUACCUUGAUUCAACUUGGCGAACUGAUAUGGGUCUUCCAUGGAGUCUUGAUAGAACAAUUAGCGAAGAAAACAAGGCUGCUAUUGAGAAGAUGUUGUUGGAAGAAGAAUACUAUCUGUCUAGCAAAUCACUUCCAGAAAAAUUUUGGCAUGAACUAAAGGAAAGUGAUAAAAAAUGCCCCAAAAGUCUACACAAGAAAGAAGCAAAAGCAACGAUACGCUCACCUACAAAAUCAGCUACUGGAUCACUAAAGUGGACAGUGAAAGAAAAAGAGCUAUUUGAACAAGGACUGGCUAAAUUUGGCAGAAGAUGGACAAAAAUUGCUAUGAUGAUUGGAAGUCGCAAUGUUCUCCAAGUAAAAAGUUUUGCCAGGCAGUACUUUAAGAACAAGGCAAAAACAGAUGGCUCAGAAAAAGUGGAACACCAGCAGUAUGUCAAUGUUCCUAUUCCCAGUACUAAUCCGGAUGAUGAAGGAAAGGCGGUGUCAUGGUCAUCUACACACUUAAGAGGUCGGGCAGACCCUAAUCUAAAUGCAGUGAAAAUUGAAAAAUUAUCAGAUGAUGAGGAAGUAGAUAUUACAGAUGAAGUGGAUGAGCUACUUCCUGAUGUACCUCAGCAAGAAGCUGGAAAGUCUGGGUUCUUAGAUAUUCCAAAAAGUCCAGCUGGAGAGACCAAUUGGACAGAGCCUAUUUUGGAUUCUGCUGGACACAUGUCUUCAGUUCUUUUAACAGCAAGAUACAUUCCAAAGCCAGAGCAGAGUAUAGUUGAAAGUCUAGAGGCUGCAAUAUCAUGCUCCGAGAAUAGUGGUCAUAGGCCUAUGACAUCAGAAGAUAAGUGUGAUGGAAAAGGAAUUUCAGAUGUUACUGAUUGGUUUUCUAAUCCAGAGAUUUGUGGAGAACAGAGAGACUUCACUGAAAACAGCAUUCUUUUUCAUCCUUCCAACCAAAUGGAAGAGGAGAAUCAGAUAGAUGCAGAGGAGCUUAAGCCACCUGAUCGAGAAGUAGAAAUAGAUAGAAAUACCAUACUAGAAGAAGAAAAACAAGCAAUACCAGAAUUUUUUGUGGGACGUCAAGCAAAAACACCUGAGCGCUACCUGAAAAUUAGAAACUAUAUUUUGGAUCAGUGGGAAAAAAUCAAACCAAAAUACCUGAACAAGACUUCAGUACGCCCAGGGCUGAAGAACUGUGGUGAUGUUAACUGCAUAGGACGGAUACACACAUACCUGGAGUUAAUAGGAGCAAUUAACUUUGGCUGUGACCAGGCUGUAUAUAAUAGACCACAGCAAGUUGACAAAAUUCGACCUAGAGAAGGCAAAGACACUAUAGAAGCCUAUCAGCUUGUGCAACGGCUACAGUCUAUGCGUACAAGGAGAAGGCGUGUUAGAGACCCCUGGGGAAACUGGUGCGAUGCUAGAGAUUUGGAAGGACAGACAUUUGAGCACCUCUCUGCUGAGGAUCUAGCUAAGAGAAGAGAAGAGGAGAAGCUUAAACCACCAAAAGCAUCUAAAGGACAAAGGCAUGCCAAAAGUUCAUUUGAUCCCUUUCAGCUGAUCCCUUGCUGUUCCUUCACUGAAGAAAAGCCAGAGCCAUUUCAAGUAACAGUAGCAGCAGAAGCACUUCUGAUCAUGGAUUUGCAUGCCCAUGUUUCAAUGGCAGAAGUAAUAGGCCUGCUAGGUGGAAGAUACUCUGAAACUGAUGGAAUAGUUGAAAUUUGUGCAGCAGAACCAUGCAAUAGCAUCAGUACAGGAUUGCAGUGUGAGAUGGACCCAGUAUCUCAAACGCAGGCAUCAGAAACACUUGCUGCUAGAGGUUACAGUAUUAUUGGGUGGUAUCAUUCUCACCCUGCCUUUGACCCUAAUCCUUCAAUACGAGAUAUUGAUACCCAGGCAAAAUAUCAGAGCUAUUUCUCGAGAGGUGGGUCAAUGUUUGUUGGUGUUAUCAUAAGUCCAUAUAAUCGAAAUAACCCUCUUCCACAUUCCCAGAUUACUUGUCUGGUAAUUAGUGAUGAGACCAGUCCUGAUGGAUCCUAUCGCCUGCCAUACAAGUUUGAAGUGCAACAGAUGUUAGAAGAACCUAAAUGGGAAUUAAUACUGGAAAAAACACGAUGGAUAAUUGAAAAAUACAGGAUGUCUCAUAGCUGUGUACCCAUGGAUAAAAUCUUCCAUAGAGAUUCAGAUUUGACCUGUCUGCAGAAGUUAUUGGAGUGUAUGAGGAAGACUCUGGGCAAUGUGGCAAAUAGUUUCAUUGCUGAAGAAUUCCUGGCACAACUAGAAAACUUAUUCCUUUCAACGUACAGUAAUGAGAAAUGGCAUGAUACUACUGAAGAAAACAGCAUGUACCCAAAUAGCCUGACAACAUGAUGGUGCUGUAAAGAGUAAUUGCUCACUUGACAGCAUCCAGUGUGGCUCAAGAAAAUGACUAUUACUGAAAGACAGUGUGAAACAAUCAUGACAAACUAUGUGAUCUCUGAUAUAACUUCUAAUCUUCUGAAAUUAUGAUGAUGUUUCAAAGAGAGAAAUGAACUAUUCGGCAGCCCACCAUUGGAUAAGACAGUUGCACCAUUUGGAUGCCCAAGUACCUGAAGUGAUAAUCUACUUGGACCAAGAGCUAUUUAGCAAACUGUCAUUCAAAUAAUUACAUUGCCUACCUUGUAUGUGUCAUUUUAGAGAACACUACCGUACAUUUCAAUGUCAAAUGUAUCGGCAAGCACAUUUUGUUCAAUUGAUAAGCUGUAUUGUAUGCUACUGAAAGCAGUAAGGAAUGGAAACUCACUUUAAAGGCAGCAAUGAUAGGAUUCCUCAUGGAAAAUUUCAGCCUGGAGCUUCUCACUUAAGUAUCCCCAGCUUAUUCAAGCGCUUGCAUGCUACAGAAGUCUUCAGUGGCAAAAUGACAAUUUUGGUAUGAACUCCUUCAUACCAAAUUCUGCUGUCUAAAUUAAUUGUUCAGAUUUGCAUGAGAUUGGUAGGCCUUGUUCAUUUGUCAAGAACUAGGGACAGAAAGCUGAGGCUUUCCAAACAAAGAGACUAAGAAUUGUGCGUAGAAGAUUCCCCUCACCAUCAUGCAUCUCAGCUCAGAAUAUGUACUAAAUACAUACAGAACACAAAGAAGUAGGAAUGUGCCAGGAUUACAAAACUAUAUUAACACAACCCAGAUGGACUUUUUUUUAACCUAAGCUUUGUCUGUGGAAGUUGUGGACUCACGUGCAGCAUGCAUCACUUUAGCCACUUUAGUUCAAUACUAGAAUAUAUUUGACUUAAUCAUCUGCAUGCAAGGGAUCUUGUAUCAUAGUGCACUAGUUGAAGCUGCUUUAAUUUUGAAAUAUGAUCUACACAUUACUUCAGUCUCUAGACCAUUAUGUCUUAAAUUGCGUGUGAUAUAAUGCCUCGUUUGCCCGAUUGAGACCCUAGCAUAUUGCUGAAUAUUUGGGAAUUCCUUUUUGAGGAAGGAAUCCAAAACCAAGGUUUAUGUUUUGGAGAGUUAUGUCAUAAUCAUAUUGCAGCGUCAUAUUUUUAUUGAAUAAUGUUUACAUUUUAUAUUGUAAAUGUGUAUAACAGUAUUGUAAAUAUUGUGUAUUUGUACAGAAAAGAAUUACUGGACUACUUGGCCCUCAUGUAAAAGCACAAUGCAGAUAUAUUUGCCCAUGAUAUGCAUGGGGAGGAUUUGAUGACUAAAAUAAUGAAAAGAAUUGUUAUUGGCCACAUUGCCCCUUCAAUAAACUGUGUGAAAAUGUUUUAAAUGUUA
This is a messenger RNA of Rhineura floridana, 3926 nucleotides long. It is a transcript of the gene MYSM1, whose product is annotated as Myb like, SWIRM and MPN domains 1. The transcript is spliced from 20 exons. The coding region runs from base 74 to 2545 and encodes 823 amino acids. Gene Ontology annotation, molecular function: metallopeptidase activity; polyubiquitin modification-dependent protein binding. The record is from RefSeq and is a predicted model, not a curated record. NCBI's taxonomy places the organism in Eukaryota, Metazoa, Chordata, Lepidosauria, Squamata, Rhineuridae. Gene Ontology annotation, cellular component: BRCA1-A complex; BRISC complex. Gene Ontology annotation, biological process: double-strand break repair.